ACAGGAAGGAAUGUACAGUCAGUUCUGUACUCAAAAACAUAGUCCAGAAAUAGAUCUGCGCUAAAGCGAAAGCCACUACAGCUAUUCUAUUUCUUUGUUGUCUUGAAUUCUUCACCAUGGCUUGGACGAAAUACCAACUCCUUCUCGCUGGAAUGAUGCUCAUCACAGGCUCCAUUAACACAUUAUCAGCCAAAUGGGCAGACAACUUCUCUGCGCCAGGAUGCAAAGGAUCUGCAGAACACUCCUUCUCGCACCCUUUCCUCCAGGCGGUGGGCAUGUUUCUCGGGGAGCUCAGCUGCCUGGUGCUGUUCCACAUUCUCCUCUGUCAUGACAGAAGAAGCCCAGAACCGAAGAUGAACACGGGCCAGACCUUCAACCCCCUCUUCUUCUUCCCGCCAGCCAUGUGCGACAUGACAGCAACCUGCAUCAUGUAUGUCGCUCUCAACAUGACCAGUGCCUCAAGUUUCCAGAUGCUGCGGGGAGCAGUGAUUGUCUUCACUGGGUUGUUGUCCGUGGCGUUCCUGGGACGGAAGCUGAUGGUCAGCCAAUGGAUUGGAAUCUUUAUCACCAUCACUGGUCUGCUGGUGGUCGGCCUGGCAGACUUUGUAAGUGGAGAAAAAGAUGAACAACACAAGCUCAGCGAAGUCAUUACAGGUGACCUCCUUAUUAUAAUGGCACAGGUCAUAGUUGCCGUCCAGAUGGUCCUGGAGGAGAAAUUUGUUUACAAGCAUGACGUCCACCCUCUGCGGGCUGUGGGCACAGAAGGUUUUUUUGGCUUUGUCACCCUGUCGCUCCUGCUCAUCCCCAUGUACUACAUUCCCGCGGGUCACUUUGGCAACAACCCUCGGCAGGUCCUGGAAGAUUCCCUGGAUGCUUUCUGUCAGAUUGGCAACCAGCCCAUGAUCGUCCUGGCUCUGCUGGGCAACAUCAUCAGCAUUGCCUUCUUCAACUUUGCCGGGAUCAGCGUCACCAAAGAGAUCAGUGCAACCACGCGCAUGGUGCUGGACAGCCUGCGUACUGUGGUCAUCUGGGCAGUGAGCCUGGCUGUGGGCUGGGAGAGGUUCCAUGGACUGCAGGUCCUGGGCUUCAUUAUCUUACUUGUAGGGGCCGCCCUGUACAAUGGACUCCACAAACCUGUAAUGGAAAAGAUCCAAUGCUGCACUCGGUUCCUGGGCCAGAGCUCAGAUGAAGAAGGGCUCUUGUCAGGAAGCACAGCUUCUGUUAAUUAGGAUACUUACAUUUGGGUGUACAUAAAUAUAUUCCUAAUUCCCAAUUAAUUUAUAUCAUUAAUUCAACUUUUUUAUGGUUAAUUUUUAUGUUUCGGUGAAUAUGUUAUUUUUUUUUUUUUUAGAAAGAAAAUCACGUUACACACUUUACAUAUCUUUUUAUUUUCGCUAAAAACCAUUUAAAAUUAACCUUCCAGACACAUUUUCCAUAUGUAAAUAUGCCACGAAUCUAUCACAAUUUUACACAUUAGCUAACUCAGGUACCUUUAAGCUUAAAUGCUGUAAUGCCUGUUGUGAGAUUAAAAUAGUAUUUAUAGUGCAUGUGCAUUGUCUAAAUAGCAUGCCAUGAAUACAAAGUUUCAUAGUUCACAGAUUAAAAACACUAUUUGUGAGCUUGUUGAUUUAAUUACAGACAAGGACUGGCCUAGACUUAUCCCCGGCUGCCCAAAGUUUUUAAUGCUUAGAUCCCUCAUAAACAUUUACUGUGGUGUACAUAUACCAUGGUAGCAGAAGAGCAAAGGUGUGAAACAUGUUUAGAAAAAUGAAUGUGUUAUUAAGCACAUUCAAUUAUGGUACUGUACACCAUAGAUAAUUAUGGUACUGAAAGUAAGGUGAAACCAUGGAUCCAAAAAUGACCUGUAAUCUUUGUUUUUUAAGUGAUACAUUAUAGCUAUGUUUUAGAAGUACCUUUUUUUCCCCCUAAGAUGGAGGGCAUAAAGAUGACCAUAAAUAAAGUGUUGCAUGUAGGUUUACAUUUACUGUAUGUUUUAGAUGAAAGGUAACUGACAAACAGAAAAUCCACAACUUACUUGACAACUCUGUAACUCUUACUGUUUUAGCACAGUGAAAAUUUUGCGACACUGACAUCGAUGGCUGCGUGGACCAUCUGGGUUGAUGACAAGGGUAUGCUUUUUCCUCCAUGCAGUUUUAUUAUUGACAAAUCUCUAAAUAGCCUGAUACCUGCUGUAUCUGCGUUAUAUGCUGUCUGUUUAAAAGUGCUACCAUCAUCUGCUGGUUUGCACACAGCACAGUACCUACAGUUUGGCUCGAUGGCUAUGGGAAACUGGAAUAAUGAUACAUUUUUGGGGUGCAUUUGCACCCCUUUCUGCCUUAUAAUUUUUUCACAUACCACAAUAACAGCGCCUGCACACUGAAAGAAUAGAUUGUUGAGAGUUGCAGGAUGACUGAGGGAGAUGAAGAAACUGUAUCUUCUAACAGUAUUGAUUUAGCUGUACAUAUGUUUUUUUUAGCCCUAUGUAGUCAAUUUCCUAUCUUAGAAUGAGCAUCUAUCUAUGUGUGUAUAAUACACACAAUAUAAUUACUAUAUUAUUUGCAGCUUAUUACCUCCUACAGUAUAUUAUUCAAAAAAUGUUACAAGUUGCAAAAAGAUAAGUAUUUCAUAUACAAGCCUACCACUAAUGUGCAGCCUCUGUUGACUUGUAGAAUUGAUGCUGAGGCAUUCUUUUUCAAUUUAUUUUUUAAAUUCUAUGUCAAGGGAUGGAGUCUAUAUUUAUUUUUUUGUUAUGUCAGCAAGUUCUCUUUCACAUUUUUUUGACAAAAAGACUGAAGCUGCUUUUUUAUGUGACUUUUAAGCACAGGUUGUUUUUACUAGAUUUUGUAAAUGUUAAGUUUCCAAGUACAAUAUAAUAUUUAUUUGUGUAGUUUUAUAUUUGUUUAUAUUUCUAAAAAGUUUGUUUAUGGCUCAUACCCAAAAUAUUUAAUAUCAGCGAUUAUCAGGAAAUGCACAAUCUUUACGUUAUCUACAAUGUUCUUUAUAAUAACUGAAAUCCUUUUUAUUGUUAUUAUUAUUACCUGUAAUAUCCUAAUAUAACAAUAUACAAUUUGGGGGACUAUUCAGUUGAUCUUAAUAGAUGUGGAUCUAAAUACUACUGUCGUUUAAAUCAUUAAUAUAGAACCCCCCCCCCCCAAACUUUCAAAUGUUUUACAAAGAGAAAUACGCCGAGGAGGCUAAUAUGCCCUGUUAGCUGUGUGGUUUUUAUUAGUGGCAGUAUUUGUGCCACUGCUUAGAUCAACUGAAUAACCCUCCUUGGGAUCUAUUUAAAUUAUCUAAAAAGUGGCAAAUCUUAAUAACACCACCCUAAAAUGUAUAAACAUGAUGUUCUGCUCUCCUUUAUUGUUAUACAGUAAAACAGCAGCAGUAUUAAUACAGAGUUAAAGAGGAACAGUAUUUAGAUCUGCUGUUUACAACCUAAAAAUAGACUCAUUUGUGUUUUAAUAAAAAAUCUAAUUUUG
Messenger RNA from Polyodon spathula (Mississippi paddlefish), 3479 nucleotides. RefSeq names its product solute carrier family 35 member F6-like. Gene Ontology annotation, molecular function: transmembrane transporter activity. Gene Ontology annotation, biological process: transmembrane transport. The transcript has 6 exons. The coding region runs from base 117 to 1229 and encodes 370 amino acids. Gene Ontology annotation, cellular component: membrane; intracellular membrane-bounded organelle. Lineage: Eukaryota; Metazoa; Chordata; Actinopteri; Acipenseriformes; Polyodontidae. The record is from RefSeq and is a predicted model, not a curated record.